AUGCGCUUCUCCAAGAUCCUCCAGCUUUACACCAUCGCGGCCUGGAGCUCGCACACCUUCGCCCUGGAAACCACCGGAGAGCAGCAGACCGACGCUCCCGCCGUUUCGGAUAAUGGUGCCACUGUUGUGCAGAGAGCUCCCUCGGGUGGCAGCGUCGGCAGCGUGCAUAUCCAACCGCCCCAGCGCCGAGGUCUUUUCUCGUCCAAAACCAAACCCGGGAAAGCGGCGACCGGCGCCCGCACAAGCCCUUCCAAGCUCUCGGCUCUAAGCAAUGCCAUUAGCGGAAAGGCCGCCAGUGAAAAGGCCAAACCUGCCGACCAAAACAACGCGGCAAAAGCCGACCCGAAAACCGGGAAAAAGAAAGCGACCAGCGUCAGCACAAGCCCUUCCAAACCGCCGGCUGAAAAAAAUACAGCUAGCGACAAAACCGCCAGCGAAAAAGCCAAAGCUGCCGAUAACAAAAACGGAGCAAACGCAGACCCGAAAACCGGGAAAAAGAAAGCGACCAGCGUCAGCACAAGCCCUUCCAAGCCGCCGGCUGAAAAAAAUGCAGCUAGCGACAAAACCGCCAGCGAAAAAGCCAAAGCUGCCGGUAAAAAAAACGGAGCAAACGCAGACCCGAAAAGCGGGAAGAAAAAGGCGACCAGCGUCCGCACACGCCCUUCCAAGCCCCCGGCUGAAAACAAUGCCGCUAGCGAGAAAGCUGCCAAGAAAAACAGUCGUAAAGAGGCUAACAAAAAGCUGGCGAAGCUGCAGGAGGCUAACCCACAGAAACCGGCUCUCACGCGCUCUGGCGGCUUAUUAGGCAUCGGCCUAGAUGUGCUGGAUGUCGCUCUUGAGGAGUUUGAGGCCGACCUUGGAGUUGGAGGGAAUUUUUAA
This is a messenger RNA of Pyricularia pennisetigena, 879 nucleotides long. RefSeq lists its product as uncharacterized. The coding region runs from base 1 to 879 and encodes 292 amino acids. Lineage: Eukaryota; Fungi; Ascomycota; Sordariomycetes; Magnaporthales; Pyriculariaceae. The record is from RefSeq and is a predicted model, not a curated record. The transcript has a single exon.